AUGGAGGAGAGCAGUGAGGAGCCCCUGACUUUUUCUGUGAGGGUCUUCACUCUGCAGGAGGAGGUGGGGGGUGAGGAGGCGCACAUGGAGACACAGAGAAAGGAGGACAAGGUUCAGAUGGAGAUCAGGAGCGAGCAGCAGAUCAGCGUGUGUGGACAAAGGGAUGGACAGGAGCUCACGCUGCUGCUCAGGACAGACCUGGAGGCUCAGCAGCUCACCGUGCAGGACGCCAACAGAGCAUCAGUUUUCCAGGUGACCGUCCGUGAGGAGACGGACUGCUGUCAGGUGGGAGGACAGUCCUUCCUGGUUUCUGCUGGAAAACUGAAUCUUCUGCUGCAGUUCAAGACGCCGGAUGAUCUGAGGAGCUUCCAGAGGAUGAUGAAGAGAGGAGAUGAUGGAGAGAGAAGUUCCACACAGAACCACGAGAAAGGAAGAGAAACCUCAGAGAGAGAAAAAAAACGUCCCAGAACAACCACAGAGAGGUCCAAAUGUUACCAGUUUCAUAGCUGUCUGAGCCAGCAGCAGAGUCUGCUCCAGGACUACCAGAGGACCGCCACCUACCACAGAGCCAUCUUAGCCAACGAGGUCGACUUCAAAGACAAGGUGGUUCUGGAUGUGUGUUGUGGUUCGGGUAUCCUGUCUUUCUUUGCAGUCCAGGCAGGAGCUUCCAGAGUGUAUGCUGUUGAGUCGGGUCCGAUGGCCAAGUACACACAGAUUCUGGUCCAGGCAAACCAUCUCUCUGAUCAGAUCCUGGUCUUGGAGGGACCGGUGGAGCAGCUCAGCCUUCCUGACAUGGUGGACGUCAUCGUGUCUGAGCCUAUGGGCUACCUGCUGCUCAAUGAAAGACCCAUGGACAGCUUCCUGUACGCCAGGAAGUGGCUCAAACCCAAUGGCCUGAUGUUUCCCUCCAGAGCAGAUCUUCACCUCGCUCCCUUCAGCGACGAACAGCUCUACUUUGAACACUACGCUCAAGCCAGUUUCUGGCAGCAGAGAAGCUUCUACAGCGUGAACCUGAGUGCUCUUCAUGGUGCUGCAGUGGAUGAGUUUUUCAGGCAGCCCAUUGUGGACACGUUCGACGUUCACAUCCUGAUGGCCAGGUCCGUCAAACACUGCAUCAACUUCAUGGAUGUUAAAGAAGAAGAUAUACACAGAGUGGAGAUCCCCUUUGUGUUCACACUGCUCCAGUCUGGUUUGGUUCAUGGACUCGCCUUCUGGUUUGAUGUGGCCUAUCUGGGAUCCAAGUCCACUGUGUGGCUCUCCACAGCUCCCAGUGAGCCUCUGACCCGCUGGUCUCAGGUCAGGUGUUUGCUUCAGACGCCACUGUUUGCAAAGCUGGGACAAACUCUGUCUGGGACGGUGCUGCUGGUCGCCAACAACAGGUACCCCGACAGAGACAUGACAUCCAAAUCACUGCCACAGUCGAUCAGUCAGGCUUCAGAUCUGGAAACAUCCUGGACCUCAAAAACCCUUUCUUCAGGAUGUGACAAUUGUCUCCGGGUGCAGGACACCGUCCUGGUUCCACAGCUAGAGCACUGCAGCACUGCAGAUCUGUAGGAUCAGGACCAGAGGCCUCUCUCUUCCAGAGAGCUGAGCCCCAAAGGAACCUCCAGAGAUCAUCUGAGUGCUGACUUCUUGUUUUAGUGUUGUUAAACAUAUUGCCACUGAUAAGAAAUUACAUAAUAAAUAUUUUUAAUAGUCA
Messenger RNA from Melanotaenia boesemani (Boeseman's rainbowfish), 1699 nucleotides. RefSeq names its product histone-arginine methyltransferase CARM1-like. The transcript is spliced from 15 exons. Gene Ontology annotation, molecular function: protein-arginine N-methyltransferase activity. The record is from RefSeq and is a predicted model, not a curated record. NCBI's taxonomy places the organism in Eukaryota, Metazoa, Chordata, Actinopteri, Atheriniformes, Melanotaeniidae. Gene Ontology annotation, biological process: peptidyl-arginine methylation. The coding region runs from base 1 to 1554 and encodes 517 amino acids.